AUGAUUCCAUUGCUGUGCAUAUCGACGGAACUGGACCAGCUGUACGCCUGGGUCAUGAAUGAGCCGCAACGACGGAUAGCCGUACGACCCGUCAUGGACGAAUGCUGCUGCGACCGCGAUGACCUCGACAAGAUUGCCAAGGGCUGGUCCAUUGCCAUGUUUUACUCCAAGGAGCGUCUGCGGCGCGUCUACGAGCUCAGCGACGCGCAGCUCGGCAAGGCCGUCGACGACGGGAAGCUCGUCCUCGAGACGUUGUGUCUGUUUGUGCACGCCUGCAUCAAGCGAGGGCAGUACAGGUUACCGGCCGAGUUUUGGCGCGUAUUACAAGUCGAGUACGGCAUUGUCGUGUACCCCUCGGCGCUGACAGAGGACGUCGAGGUCCAAGGGCUGGGCGUCGACAUCACCUUUACCGACGCUUAUUCAAAACACAUUGUCAUGUUUGGCCGGUGCAGCAGCGCCUGCCACCCGCCGCCGUGCCCGUUUCAAUACCUCCAGGAGCCUCCGCCCGUAUACCAAAAAUGA
This is a messenger RNA of Cordyceps militaris CM01, 522 nucleotides long. RefSeq lists its product as uncharacterized. The record is from RefSeq and is a predicted model, not a curated record. The transcript has 4 exons. The coding region runs from base 1 to 522 and encodes 173 amino acids. Lineage: Eukaryota; Fungi; Ascomycota; Sordariomycetes; Hypocreales; Cordycipitaceae.